Molecule: messenger RNA, 893 nt
Organism: Arachis stenosperma
Lineage: Eukaryota; Viridiplantae; Streptophyta; Magnoliopsida; Fabales; Fabaceae
Product: 10 kDa chaperonin 1, chloroplastic-like
Exons: 6
Coding region: 201-707 (168 amino acids)
Cellular component (GO): mitochondrial matrix
Molecular function (GO): metal ion binding; protein-folding chaperone binding; protein folding chaperone
Source: RefSeq, a predicted model, not a curated record
AACGAACAUUCUAGGAGUUUCACGGUUUAGAACACUUCUGGCAUUCUCUGUCUAUCGUUACAUCGUGAAAUCUUUUGGCUUUUAGUGUGGUGGUAGGCAAGAAUUAAAAGGGUUUAUCCCUAAUCUACUCUUUUCUGCUUCUUCUCUCUAAACACCGAGUUCUUUCUCUCUUUCUCUUUCUCUUUCUCUUUCUCUUAUCCAUGGCAUCCACAUUUGUCACUUUGCCAACCCCCUUCCUACACAGAACCACUUCAUUCUCUUCCUCCAACAACACAUUCCCAGUUUUGAAAAGGCACUCUUUCAAAGUCAAUGCACUAGUUUCCAACAAAUGGGAACCAACUAAGGUUUUUGUUAUAUAUAUAUAUAUACUUCGAAGGUUUAGUCAUUUCCAUCUAAGUUUUGGUGAAAUUUAUUCUAUUUUCUUUUAUUUUCUUUUACAGGUUGUGCCUCAGGCUGAUAGAGUCCUUAUUCGUUUGGAGGCACUACCAGAUAAAACUACUGGUGGAGUUUUGUUGCCCAAGUCCGCUGUUAAAUUCGAGCGAUAUCUGAUGGGAGAAAUCCUCUCUGUUGGUGCUGAGGCAGGAGAAGAAGUAAAAGCUGGAUCAAAGGUUUUGUUUACUGACAUGAAUGCUUAUGAGGUUGAUUUGGGGACUGACGAAAAGCACUGCUUCUGUAAAGCAAGCGACCUGUUGGCCGUGGUUGAGUAGCUUACUACGAAGGAGCAACCUUCCGCCAUAAUAUUUAUGGGAAAUGUAUUGCCUAGAAUGGUUUAACUUUUCAAAUUCUUGUUAAAUUUUGUUAUUUAUAAUAAUUUGCAGUGAUUAUUUGACUAGGGAUAUUUUUUGAGAGUAAAAAUAAAAAUUUUUAAUAAUGAAUGCCUUUGGUGCUCGGUA